CCCACCAUCCAUACCUUACUGUAUUGCUUGAGGUUGAUUUCAGGCAAGCAGCAGUGGUAGUUGUUCGAGUGGCUGCUCGUGGUCCUGGCCUGCCAUCUACCUGUCAUCCAGCUAAGACGCAGCCAGAGGAUGCUAGCCUGCUUGCCUGAAGAAGAUAAUGACAACGACGAGAUAAACGAAAAUGUCUUGGAAGAGGUAGCAGGGGCAGAAAGUGCCGAGGUGAAGGAUGACAAUAAUCAAGAGGCUGUCACUGUCAAGACCACUGUCGAUGAUACUAAUGUCAAUACCGACAGUAUCACAGGAAUAUUGGUGGGUCGUUGCGUGCGAGGAUUCUAUACCACCAUGAAUGUGGUGGUGGUUGGCGACGAUCCGCUGGUGGAUAGUAAUAAUAUUGACGAAGAAGAAGACGAUCAUUAUCACGUCUUGGUCCGGAUUCAAUUCCACCAUACCUGUUCGGCUCACGUUGUCAAGGAGCUACGAUCGUACCUUCGACGGUACUGCAAAAAUGGGGAUCUGGUACACAUUCAACGAGGGAUCUAUCGAGAUGCCGCCACAAGCACCAAUCAACUACUUGAUCAUACCACAAGAGAAACAAAAAACUCUACUACUGCUCCCACCACCAACAACAGCCAAACAGAAGAAGCUGAAACUGCAUUCAACUGGAGGGAUCCUCGCUUCGUGGUGACAGUACAUUCCAUUCCAGAUGCUCAAAACGUGAUACGAUUGAUUAAACCUACUUUCUGGGGAAUAUCCAAAUGUCAAGCAUGGCAGCAAAAACUAUAUCAUCAAAAACAAACAGAGGUCAAAAAGAAACCACCAAAUACCACCCAACAACAGCAACAGCAGCAGCAAAAUGGAUGCAUGGCACACCAUGCGGGGGGUCUCGAAAAACGAAAACAGGGAGAGUUUGUGGCCAAUUUCUUGCUGCACAUGGUCAUGGCUAGUCUGGCAACCAACAACGAUGAUGAUGAUAAUGCCGACGAACACGAAAAUCACGACCUUGGCAAUCCAUCUACGUGGGCCAACUCCAUUCCAACUACAGACCAGGCGACAGGUCUGCUGAAACAACGUGCCUUGGAAUAUCUCAACGGGGGAUCGGGGGUGCUGGAUGUCGCGGGAGGAUCAGGGCAUGUAUCCAUGGCAUUGGGUAUGCUGGGAAUUCAGAGUACGGUGGUGGAUCCAAGAGAGGCUGUUGGAAAACUGCCGUCGAGGGAUCGCAAGCUCUGGAAAAGAGCUUUGGGAGAACGGGGGCAAGCAGCAAAGCAACGACCAUCAUCACCAAGCAACAACACACCCUAUCCAAUAAUCAAUCCAGGAGGAGACCCCAUCUACUAUUGUCAACCGAUCAAGCCGUUCCAAUCCCUGCGUGCUUGGUUUGGUACUCCACCGCCGGGGGUGGAUAGCAAUCGUCGCAAUACGGACAAUGCCACGGUUCCUGUUUGUGAUAAUACACACGACGCAGUACGAAACUGUCGAGCAAUCGUGGCGUUGCACCCGGACGAAGCCACUGAUGCCAUUGUCGAUGUAGCCGUUCAGCAAAGAAUACCCCUCGUCAUUGUCCCCUGCUGUGUGUAUUGCCGAUUGUUCCCACACCGACGAUUGCCCACCAGAAAGAUUCAAGACGAGUCUACAGCAACAACCAGCAACCAACUAGAACGUGCCAUGGUCAGUACCUAUCAAGACUUGCUAGUUUACUUGCAAGCCAAGGAUCCCGCGAUUCAAAAGGCCACACUGCCCUUUAUGGGAGCCAAUACGGUGCUGUUCCGUCCUUUAGAAUCUAAGAGUACCUAAAACCUACACGAGGUCUCUCUAUGGACUUUAGUCACUCUACUAGCUAGACUAGUACUAGUAUCUUUUUGUUUCUCUACAUAU
This is a messenger RNA of Seminavis robusta, 1872 nucleotides long. Lineage: Eukaryota; Bacillariophyta; Bacillariophyceae; Naviculales; Naviculaceae. The record is from the annotation of a GenBank genome assembly.